Messenger RNA from Candidula unifasciata, 558 nucleotides. NCBI's taxonomy places the organism in Eukaryota, Metazoa, Mollusca, Gastropoda, Stylommatophora, Geomitridae. The record is from the annotation of a GenBank genome assembly.
AUGAAGAAGAUUAGGGAGAAUGUAAAAAAAAAAAACAUCGAAGUCUACAGACAGACAGUCAAUAUUUUUAACGAUGUACUAUCUCUCAAAGUUCAAUGCCCGAAACAAAGCGGGGAAUUCUCCUACCCAGGCGACUGCACCAAGUUUUACCGCUGUGACAACGGCCAGCCCACAAUAUUUGAUUGUCAAGCCCAGCUGUUAUUUAACCCCGAAAGGGGCUUUUGUGAUUGGCCUCAAAGUGUUAAUACAGAAAACUGCACCAGACAAGACAUCAUAGUGACUGACGCUUCUGGCGAGUCGAUUGGAGAUUUGUGCAACCCUCACGGAGAAGAAAUAAAGAACAGUUUCCUGGUUGGCCACCCGUCCCUGUGCAAUGCAUUCCUCACCUGUGGCGGGAUUGCAUGGUCUACCCCUUGCACGUUCUGUCCAGAAGCCAUGUAUUUCUCGCAGGUAAAUAUACUUGCAUUUUAUAGAAUGAAAAACAUCUUGUGCAAUAUGUCCUUGCCAUUAGGAGUUAGAAAAAGAUUUUUUUUGCUUGCUACAUACAUCCAGUUUUAA